AUGGAUCAAGAAAAUGGGAGCUCAAGUGGAUCAGAUUCAGCGAUGGAAGUCGAUCAAGAACAACCGUCAACUUCGGGGAUUCGAAAUGAAGAGAAAGAUGAAGCUGUGGAAGACGAAAGUUCUGGACUGAACACCGAGUCGAAUCCUGGCUCGAAUCAAUCAAAAAGUACAACGGAUGAAGCGGAGCCGAGAAGUCCAGAAAAAUCAACGAAGAAGAUCUCUGAAAAGGAAAGUUCGAAAAACGACUCAAGCAGUGCAAGUGACGAAGAUGAAGAUGAGGAAGAAGAGGAGGGAGAAGAGGGGGAAGAAGAGGAGGAAAGUGAUGCAGGGAAUGGAGAUGAAGUGAUCGAGCUGUCAUCGUCAGGCGAAGAAAACGACGAAAGCAAUGAUGACGAAGAUGAGGAUGAAGAUGAGAGUGAAGAUAGAGAAGAAGAAGAUCUAGAAGAUGAAGAAUCUGAUGAGGAAGAUGAAGAAAACGAAGAAGAUGAAUCAACAACAGAUAGUGAAGAUGAAGCGGCAGAAGAGGAAGCGAUGGCACAUGUAUGGGGAACAACUGAAGAUCCGGAGGAGAUUGCGGCAAGGUCUAGGAUCGAGGCUGAGGAGAAUGAGUGUUUCAAGAGUUACACAAAAGCUGUCAAUUUGAUGGAAAGAGGACACAAAAAGACACCAAAGAGGCUAUUUCUAUCUUGCCUCGAAUCACGAGUUCUUUCUCAAUUUAAAGACGCCGACUACGAUUGGGUUUAUACGAGACAGCUUGUGAAUGAUGGAGUUGCUCCAAAAAUGGUGCGCGUUUUUGUCUCGAUACACAAACGAUUGGCCCAGUUGAUUCCAUCGAACGUCGACUAUCAUUAUUUGCAAGUGCUGAACGUGUUUCCAAAGGACACGAAGUUGUGGUUCGUUGUUGGAAUGAAAAUGUUCGAGAAAGGCGAUUUAGAUAUGGCGUUGAAUUGCUUUGAGAAGGUUCAAACGCCCGAGGGAAUCGAUGCCUACUUGAGCACCAACUAUCUCCUUGGAUAUUACAGUGCUUGUCUCCGAAUUUGUCGAGACAUUUUGAUGGUCGAUCCAAAAAACGUCAAGGCGCAUUUUAUUCGCCGAAAAAUCGCAAGCGAAGACGAGUUUUAUAGAAAACAACACAAUCAAAUUUUCGAGAAUGACGAGUUGAGCGAUGUUCGGAUUGAGCAAAGACUUUUGGAUGCGAUGGAAACACGCUUGCAAACUGCAAAAGAGAAAGUUUUCGAGAAGAGGAGAAAAGAAAAAGAAAAGUGGAAAAUCUCUGAGCAACCAGAAGAUAUUCAAUUGGAGAUCGAUGAGGAAAUGGACCUAAUCACCGUGGCGACUCUUUUCUGUGAUCUGUUCGAUCGGAUUGAGGCACACUCAUCGUUAGCCCGUCAACGCCUAAUCUUUCAACCGUGGUGGGAGCGAAGUUUGCGCUACGACAUCGUAGACACCGUCGAUUUUAUGCUAGAUUGUGUCGAAAGUGUUGAUGAGAUUCUUGAUGAGGUUGAUCACAAGGAGUUGAACCCUGAAGAGCUGCCGACUUCCACCAAAUAUAUUCCAAAGAAAUUUCAAAGUCCAAAGAAAAUCUAUUCAAAAGGAAUAGACAUUGUUAGAAGAUCCGCCAGAAAAUGGGAUAUUGAUUCGGCAUCGACGGCUGACGAAGACGGGAUUGAGGAAGGAUUCGUGGAGAAUGAAGAGAGCGAUCAUAUUUUCCCAGCAGCCGUUGGCUUCAAAUCAGGCAAAUACCCACCUCUACGACGAUCGGGCACAAAAAGGAGCUCAAGGACACCGACUCCCGGUAAUGUUCAACCAUUCGACUCUGAUCAAAUGCUGACUGAAGUGAGAGAAGCGCUAAGCAAAAGUCCUCAGGGAAACACGAUAUUUCAAUGCUUUGCGAGUUUACUAAAAAUCCUCACCGAUUUCUGUCCAUCGAGGGGAUGUCUGGCAAAAGAAACGCGCCAUAUUUGGAUUCAGUGUUACAGACGUUUCCUCCGAAUGGGACCUUCUUCAGAGACCGACGAAUAUUUAGCGAUACAUUUACUUUUCUUUGAGCUAGGCGAAUUUGAGGCACAAGGCUUUUGUCAAGAGUAUCUCGUCUCAAAUGCGAAAUGGCCAACAAUUGAGAUGGCGGUGAGGUUCGGAUGGCAAAUGGCGAAGAAAGGAAAUGAAGAGGCAAGACUCGAAAAACUGAAAAUCAUGCAGGAUUUUGUGCCCGACGAGGUCUUCAUCAAUACGUCUACGGGUGGUUUCUCGUUGGCGGACAUUGAUCGAGCGUGUGAGGCGGUGGAAAGAGUUCAUCGAAUCAAUUCAUUGAGAUCAUUGAAAGAAUCCGGACAACAUGAACAAAUUGUGAAAGUGAUCUCUCGAGAUGUCGAUUUCAGUCAAUUGGAUUUGGAGGAUAUCUGGAUUAUGACGGAGUUGUGGAUGGAAUCGCUUCGAAUUUUGCACAAAGAUCAAGAGGCGGUGGUGUUGGCGACAAGACUCUUCACCCUCCACCGCUCAAUUGAACCAUUUUUGCUCUCAAAGGUCAAGGAACUCGUCUUUGAUUUGGAAACGAUUGAAUGGAGCAACGUGGGAGUGACAGAAAGAUCAGCUUUAGGACAUGAGCUAGCUAAUAUCACUAUGAUCACGGAGAUUGUUGGAUGGUGGCCGUUGUGGAAAUUGAUUUACGAGGUGGCAAGAUCGAUUGAAGGUCCAAUCACUGUUGAAAUUGUCGAAGAGAUGUUAUCUCAUGGUGAAGGCGAUGAUGAGCUUCCAUCAAGCGCCUUAUCGAUUCUCAUCAAAGCGCACGAAUUGCUUGGAACAGCGCUUUGUUGUGCACAGAAUAAGGGAGAAUUCCUUGCCUUCUUCAUGAGUCAAUUAUGGAGCGCUUUGUGUGUGCCUGGAGUUCGAGAAUUGCUACAGAAAUCUCGGAACUCGUGGAUGUUGGCAAAUGUUUGCGAAGAAACGGUUCAAUUACUCGCUUGUUCGUUUGGAAAAUAUUCAAAGAAACGGAGAAAUGUUGAAGAGCACGGGAAUGCGCCAAAAUGGGAACCAGAAAAGUUGAAAGAAGUGAGAGAGGCGGCUGUCGGAUUGGCGCUACCGUAUCCAUUGCCGGCUCACGAUGAUCGGGAAAAACUCGGUCAUGACGUCAUUGAGCUCAUUCAAAAUCGACUACCCAGCAUGUUGGAGGUAUCGGAGGAGAGAAACGAGAUCGUCAAGCGAUUCCAGAAAUGGAUAAAAUCGGCAGAAGAAGAAGAAUCACCUCCAUCUUGCUCGGAAAGCUUUCUACAGGCUUCACUGUACUACACGGUGGCUUUGCAUUAUUAUCGACAAAGCAAUCACGUUGAAUCGUCGAAAUGGGCGACUUUAUUCCUCACUUCGGGGCAUGGAAACGAGCGCAAUCCGGUGUCGCAUUGUGCCUGGGCAAUGCUCGCACAUACAACCGUCUAUCGAUUGUUUAAUAUGAGCGACGGAGAGAUGCUGGAGAAUUGGCGCUGGUUGUUGUUGCCUUUCCGGAUCGCAUUGAGACUGAAACCCGAUGAGGGAAUCAUCCAUUUCGAGCACGGGCACUCGUUGUACCAAUUGGGAACUCGGUUGACAAGGUUUUUGAGAAUGUUACCAUCAAAUACUCCACUUGCUCGUCAAGCGAUGCGAGAUGUGACUGAGAUCCGAGCACAAGCGACCACCGCUUUUGAACAGGCGAUCGAGCAACCAUCCGAGCAAAAGUCUGACUACACCUGGGUUUGCUUUCUGUUCUUGGGAAAAUUAGCCGCCAAGGAGAGCAUCGAGAAGAAUAUAUUAAAGGUUCUUGAUUGCUUUUACGAGUCCGCUUGUUCUUUGGAGUUGAAUGGAAGCGCUUAUCCGGCUAAAAUCGCCGUGAAAGCUCAGAAAAACAUCGGUCCUGUCGAGGUUCAUUACCAAAUCUACAACGCCGCGUACAAGUACUUGAAGAGUGAUCACACGCAUUCCCGUGAAAUCCUCAUCGGUUGUGUCUCGUAUUUGAAAGCGAUUCAAGCUCACGGAGUGUGCCGAACGGGAAAUACGUCUUUAUUCAAAACAUUGCCCGAGACUCACCAUAUUGUGCAAGAGUUGAUCGAUCAAGUGGUCAGCGGAGAGCAAAGUAAUGAAGACCUUCGCGGCCCUCUCGAUGAAAUGGUCUCAAAGGUCGAGUUGAUCGAUGAGCUCUGGAAAAUGUGCAAAAAUGGAUUCGAGAUCUGUUUGGAUCGUUUCCCCCAUAUGAAAGCUCAUUACCGAAUGACGCAAAUGAUGCUAGAGAUCGGGAAAGAGAAACAAGCGCACAGUCAUCUCUUUCAUGGAAUUUUCAAGAAAGAGCUUGGUGAAGAGGGGAAUUUCAUUGAGAAUGCCAUCGAAAUCUCAAUGACCGAUUUGUCAAGAUCCGGCUCUUUUUGUUAUCAUGUAGCAAGGGCAUUGAGACUAGCGAUCCGACUCGUUUACAAAAAACAUGACGUCAAUCAGCUCUCAAUCUUUGUUUCAACAAUUGUCGAGUUAAUGCUCGCGAAAGAUUAUGAAUGGAUCACAUUAGCCGAUCAGCGCCAGAUCUUGAAAGAAUGCUGGAAAGCGUUUGAGGCGUGUGUAAGACGAGAAAAAGAGGAACAGAUGAAAAAGCGAGAGGAUGCGGAAAUUGAAGUGAUCAGUGAUGAACCGGUGAAAAUGAAAUGGACAGCGAAAUUGAGAGAAGCAAUGUCCGAUAUUCUCAACUCUUUUGUGAACUUGGAUGAAAACACUUCGACCCCUUUAUCGUCUUGGCUAAACCGACAAGCCACCAAACUAAUCACUGAAGAAUAUGGUGAUGUAGAAAGAUUUGCUGAGGAUUUGGAUAUUGAGGAGAGGCGACAAAGAGAAAGAGAAGCUAUACUUCUUGCAGCGAAACGGAAACGAGCUCACGAAAUGGCAUUGGCUUCUCAGCAGACUCUUGCAAAGUCAAAAUCUGAUUUGGCUCCUCCGCCAGCAAAGAAACCAAUGGAUUUCAUGGAACAAAUGAGUCAAUUGACAGCUUGGGCGCAGAUACAGAAUACAAUUGCUGAAUCAUCAACGAAAUCGAUUUCUUCUGUUUUUUCACAACCCUCCCCUUCAACUGCUUCACCCGACAAAACGCAAAGCUCUACAAUGGCUCUCUUGGCAAAGAUUGCUGCAUCUACAGCUACUUCGAAACCUCAACAACCAGCUCCUGUUUCAAAAGCAGUUCAACAAAUCAAAUUCAAGCCACUAGGAAGUGCUGUAAGCCCAUCUACCUCGACUACAACUAAAAUUGAAUCAGCGCAAACCACUGUGAAUAAAUCGAUGCCGAAUUUGGUUCCAUCUACAAGUAAACCGUUACAAGCUGUGCUCAAGAAACCGCAAAUUGUCGGUGUUGCUGCGGGACAAGUUGCGCAAAAAGAAGUCACCGUUUCGAAGCCAGCAGCAGCUGUUCAGAGGAUCCAAAUCGGACCCACGGUCGUUGAGAGGCCAAAAGUUGGGAGUUCAAUAGGGAUCACUCAAAAACCGGCUACAGAACAACCAGCGACAGCCCCAAAAGCCACCGCUGAUAUGCUGGCGAAAAUGUUGGCUUUGCAGAAACAAAUUGCAGCCGGACAAAUGGCAAAACCGGCUACUGUUACUAGACCUCAAAUACCGAUCAAACCGAGGAAUUUAUUGUCGCCGACUUCUGCCAUACCCCAGAGAAAGAUUGGCCCAAGUCAGUCUCAAAAGCCUUCAACCAGUCAAUUACCCAAGCUUCUCCCUGGAGCUUCGAUCAACGAUAUGCAGAGGUUCCAGGCUUUAAACGAGAUGCAGAGAGCCGAAGUUUUAAGGGGCCUUCUCGCUAGCAAAAACAUCGCGCAACUGGCCGCACUCUCUGAUUGGGCAAACAAGAAUCGGGCUGCUGCAAAACCAGCCACUGCCUUGUCAGCUCCGGGACCUAGCAAACCUGCAAAACCUCAGCUGCCGACUCGGCCCCCAAUCAGCACAGCUCGUCCACCAUCUUCAAAUAUGGGCCGUCCACCCUUCGGCAAACCGCUUGCCCGAGCGGCGCCUCGACCUGGAAAUCCCCCAUCACCGAAAAAACCAAAACCCACCCCCGAUAUUAUCGAUAUCGAU
Mesorhabditis belari is the source of this 6075-nucleotide messenger RNA. The record is from the annotation of a GenBank genome assembly. Lineage: Eukaryota; Metazoa; Nematoda; Chromadorea; Rhabditida; Rhabditidae.